Messenger RNA from Tetrahymena thermophila SB210, 1059 nucleotides. Its product is annotated as AAA domain protein. Gene Ontology annotation, molecular function: phosphatidylinositol binding; phosphatidic acid binding; GTP binding. The record is from RefSeq and is a predicted model, not a curated record. The transcript has a single exon. NCBI's taxonomy places the organism in Eukaryota, Ciliophora, Oligohymenophorea, Hymenostomatida, Tetrahymenidae.
AUGUUCUGGUCUAGAAAAAUUGCAUUAACUGGAGGUCCUUGCGGUGGUAAAACAUCAGCAAUGAAUUACUUGCAUUCGUAAUUUAAAAAAUGGGGCUUUACUGUAUUUAUGACUCCAGAAGCCUUCACAGUAACUGCACAAGGACAUGCCCAUGAGCUGUAUGGAAUAUUAAAGUAAUAAGACGUAAAUGAUUUUUGUAAACUUGGUGCUAAAAUAACUAAUUUAUGCUACUUUUUUGAAGAAUACUUUGAGGAUUUAGCUAAGCUAUCAAAAAAGCCCACAAUUUUAUUUUGUGAUAGAGGUAUUUGUGAUACAAAGGCUUAUUACCCUGAAUUAUGCUGGGAUAUGACUCUUUAGGAAGUAAAAAUGAAUGAAAAGUAAAUUUUAGAUAGAUAUUAUGCUAUUCUACAUUUAGCAACAACCGCCAAAGGUGCUAAAGAUCAUUACAUCACAAGCAAUAAUAUGGCUAGAAGGGAAUCAGUAGAAGAAGCAAUUGAAGUUGAUGAUAAAAUAUUCAAUUCUUGGAAAAAUCAUAAAAGACUGAUAUAUGUAGGAAAUGAAAAUGUUAAAACAUUUGAUGAGAAAUUAAAUAAUAUUUAAGGAAUAGUUGAAGAUCUUUUAUAGCUUCCAAAGAAUCCUUUAUAAACUUUGAAGGUUAGUGUAAAUUAAGAAGAAUUAUACAAUUAUAUACUCUCUUCUAAUUAGGACAAUUACAUUACUUUGGAAUAAUUCGAUAUUGAAAAUGAAUACUUAAAUAAUUCAUUUGUAUAAAAGAUAAAGUAAAAAGAUGGCAAAAUUUCUUAUCAAAUGGGAGUAGAAAUGCAACACCCAGAAAAACCAUUUUAUCUCUAUUAGAAAAUCACAGAAGAAGAGUAUAAUAAAUGUAAGAAAAAAGUACCCUCAAAGCUAUUAUAAUAAAUUUAAAUUAAUGGGUAGACUCUUACCUUAUAACAGAAUAUUUAAGACUAAUUACACCAACAAUAAUAAACAAUUCCAUAAACAACUUUAAUGGCCCCUAAAAAUAUAAUCUUACCCUCAUUCUUUGUAGUCAAUUAAUGA